UUUCCGCCAGGUGGCAGUAGCGCGCCGCUCCACGGCACUCCACGUUUCCCUCGCUCGCUGUUUUCUGUUUACUCGGUGUUGUUGUUCCCCAACCGCGGUCGGCGCUAUUUGGAUUUCUUGCUCACACAACUCAUUUGGUAGAGAUGGCUCGCAGAAAGUCGAAGCGAAAGCCUCCUCCUAAGAAGAAAAUGACUGGGAACCUGGACACUCAGUUCACCUGCCCUUUCUGUAACCACGAGAAGUCCUGCGAUGUUAAAAUGGAGAGAAGUCGGAACACGGGAAUAAUAUCUUGUUCUGUGUGCUUGGAGGAGUUCCAGACACCCAUUACCUAUCUCUCAGAGCCAGUGGAUGUGUAUAGUGAUUGGAUAGAUGCUUGUGAAGCAGCAAAUCAGUAGUUCAUUAUAUGGGGUCGGAAGUCAUGGAAGACUGCGUGGUCCCAAUGCCUGAGGUGCAUCCUUUUGUCCUGAAAUCACCUAAUAUCAAUAUCCUGGAUCUCACUUAGUCACAUAUGGGGAAAAUAGAAGUAUGGGACAUCAUCCAGACCGUGUUGCGAAAUGCGAAACCACCCAGUUUUCUUUUAUUAAGUGUUACACAAUGUGAAUAAACAAAUGUAGUGUUUCUUACAUACUGAAUCUAGAGUUCCAUUUAACAGUUGGUAACCACAGUGUACAUGUAAUGUUUUCUUUUCAGAACUUGUCAACUUUUAGUUUGUCUUCAUUUUGCUUAUUGAUUUAGAUUUUAUAUGAUUAUUGAUUGGGGCAAUCAGUGUCAAUAAAUUUAUCUGCAUAUCGUU
Molecule: messenger RNA, 793 nt
Organism: Colossoma macropomum (tambaqui)
Lineage: Eukaryota; Metazoa; Chordata; Actinopteri; Characiformes; Serrasalmidae
Gene: elof1
Product: ELF1 homolog, elongation factor 1
Exons: 4
Coding region: 144-395 (83 amino acids)
Biological process (GO): transcription elongation by RNA polymerase II
Cellular component (GO): transcription elongation factor complex
Molecular function (GO): RNA polymerase II complex binding
Source: RefSeq, a predicted model, not a curated record